CGCAACACCGCGCCAUCUUGAAAGUUGAGUUAGGAGGCCUUCCAGUUCCUGCGGAGCCUUCCCCGUGACAAGCCACCUUUUGGAUGUGCGCAUUGUGAACUACCGAGAAAAUUAUUCGAAACUGUGAUAUUUUCAUCCACGAUCACCCAUCUGUAUCAUCGCGACUUCGUCCACGUCUGUGAAGAACGGAAUAAGUUCUGCACUUGCUGGACAUUUAUCAACUGUCCACGUCCAAACAAAAUGAUAACCAGGAGAAGAGGCAAUUGCAGCACGCCACUGAAGUCCCUUGAGGUUGAAGUGAGCACUGCUGUGAAAACUAUAGAAGAUCAUCACCCAUGUCUCCCCGAGGAGUUCCAAGUUGAUGACUUCAAUAUGAGAACGGAGUUGGAUGAAUUUCUGGGAAUCGAAGACCUGGAAUGGUCUCCUGAGGGAGAGACAACGUCGCCAGUCUUUGACCUUGAGCUUGGUCAUUUUUACAGCAGCAAGAAUGAAGAUUCUGGUGCAGACGUAUCAACCGCCUCCUCUCCAGGGAGUGGGUCAUCCGCCAUGAAGAUGAGAAAUAAGCAACGGCAAGCAAACCAAGUCAGCAACAAAAAUGCAAUCGCUGCUCGGAUGAAUCGUCUUAAAAAGAAAGAAUAUGUUAACAGCCUUGAAAAACAGGUGGGCAUCAUGUCCACGGAAAAUAACACGCUCAAAACAGAAAACGCUCAACUGACCAAACGAGUGGAGGAAUUGGAAGAUGAGACCAGGUACCUGCGAGCUGUGCUGGCCAAUGAGAGCAUGUUAGCUCAGCUGUUGUCACGGCUGAGCGGUGUGAAUGGCAUGAAAUUAUCCUCCUCGCUUUUCCAGGGCGCCGACUCAAACGAGCACGACUACUCACUGCCACGGAAACGUGUGAAAGUGGAGGCCAAAGAGACAUCUGGUGGCGUGUGCCUCCACGUGGACAAGAACCAUGUCUCUGUGGAGUUCUGCACUAAGUGUGCAGCCAGUGCAAGUGCGGCACUUAAAAUUUUCUUCUAGGUAAUGGUUGCUUCUACCAAUGAGGGAUGAAUGGCGCUCUGAACACCUUAACCUGCUUGACUCCAUGGUAAGGAUCAGAGCGGAGAGAGUUUUCCCCACUAGUGUUGAAGGCAUUUUGGUCAAAGCUAAUCUGUAAAAGCUACCAAAAGAAAUCUUGAAUGCAAGAUGUAUAAAUGACGGUGAAGGUCCACAAAGAGUCAAUUGGCUAUCAGAUUCCAGAAACAUGGAAGAGGAUUCAAAUGGAAUGUUUUUCCAAUGAAGCUCUUUGUGAACCAGCACCAUGUUACAGAAGAAUCCCUUUAAUAUAGAGCCGCCUGUUUUUCUUUAUUGCUGAAGUGGAUUCUGCUGGUGGAGGUUGAAGAGACUGGACAAGCUGCUGCCACCGUGGCCAUUUUUGUCUCUCUCUCUCUUUUUUUAAAGGUAGUAUCGGUAAAAAUGGUAUUUGUCAUUCUAUUUGCCACAUAUUUCCUAGUCAAGAUUUUCUUUACUGUUUUUUGCGAGCUCAAUACAACUGCACUAGGAGUGUUUUUGUUGUGAUAAUUGAAAAAUUAUAUCCAGAAUCAUCUGCUUUAGGUGAUUAUGUUGUCAUAAGAUGUAAAUGUGUACAUAAUUUGAUAAUUUGAAAGUGUGCCCGUUGAGGUAAUUGACCUCUGCAAGAAGAUGAACAAAUAAAUCCUAUUUUAACUGUU
This is a messenger RNA of Syngnathus typhle (broad-nosed pipefish), 1709 nucleotides long. It is a transcript of the gene crebzf, whose product is annotated as CREB/ATF bZIP transcription factor. Gene Ontology annotation, biological process: regulation of DNA-templated transcription. The coding region runs from base 241 to 1020 and encodes 259 amino acids. The record is from RefSeq and is a predicted model, not a curated record. Gene Ontology annotation, molecular function: DNA-binding transcription factor activity. The transcript is spliced from 3 exons. NCBI's taxonomy places the organism in Eukaryota, Metazoa, Chordata, Actinopteri, Syngnathiformes, Syngnathidae.